AUGGCCGCGGAACUACUCGGCGGCGGAAAGCCGCCAAGCGCAGCGAACAGACCUUUCCGCGGCGGCUCGAGCGGCGCGACAUGCGGCGUUAUUCAACCAGGCGUCAUCAUCAGCGGUACUGGUAACGGCCGCCUCGCGGGUGGUAGUAGUAGUACUGUCGGCGGGAAAGCUAGCGGCGGCGCGGUGAACAAUAUGACCGGCCUGCGAUCGGCACUGGAAGCGGUCGUGGAGGAGAGCGGAUGGGAGACCGACAGCUCCGCGUCGCACGGAUGGGAGGAGCUGGAGCGAACGUGCGCCGCGCUGGAUUCGAACAACGUGCAGAUCGACUGCAUUGAUAUCACAAACAUGCUGGAAGAAGGCGUCGCCCCCGCCGACAGCGAUGCUAUUAGCGACGACGAAAAUAACGAGGAUAGAGGUACUGCUGGCAGCAGUGACGACGACUCAACGAACGCCGCCGAAGAAUGCACCCCCCAUUUUUCCACCGCCGCCAACCCCGCCGCCCGCCCCGCCUCGCGCCUGAGCCAUACCUUCACCCCCAUCAACUGCCCUGACGUGGCAGCAGCGGCGGAGAGUCCUCCGCCGAAUCUGCAGCGGCGGAGCUCUUUCUCCGGCGCGACCAAGUCGGUCCGCCUUGGAAAUGCCAGCGAAAACAACCACGCGGACAGAACAGCGGCACAGAAUAGCCACGGCGGAAAGUACAUCUACAGCGGAAAGUACUACAGCGGAAGCCACAGCCAAGCCCACGGCCCCCUCAGCGGCGGCGCUCACAGCGGAAGCCCCCUUUGCGGCGCCCCCCAGAGCGAAAGCCCCCACAGCGGCCCCUUGCGGCACGGAUUCGGAUCAACGAGCAGCCUGAACAGCAGCCACAGCGGCAGCGGGAGCCCCAUUUGCGGCGCCCCUCGGAGCGAAAGUCUCCCCAGCGGGCCUCACACCGGCCCUCACAGCGGCGGCCCCUUGCGGCACGGGUUUGGUUCGACGAGCAGCCUAAACAGCAGCCACAGCGGAAGCAUGGAGCUCGGCAGCAGCUACGGAAGCAGCUUCGGCGGGAGUAGCUUCGGCGGAAGCAGCGGUGAUCUCAGCAGCGGCAGCUGUGGUACUGGAUAUGGGGGGGCUGAGUCCAAGCCGUCGCCUUGCCACGUGCUCCUGCGGCAGAGCAGUGCAGGAGACGUGUCACCUCUCGUGUUACACACGCCUAGUGUGAAUGUUGCAACAGCAGCGCGCCUCCGUCCCACAAGUAGUGGGGAAUCCGAUGCAAGUGGGGAAGCUCGACUUGUGCAGGCUGUUCAAAAUAAAGGGGCAACUGUUGCUCCUGCUGCUGCUGCUCCUGCUUCUGCUGCUGGCAGUUGCAAACCCGGUGGCAUGACAGUGAUGGUAAAGAACGGGGCUAACCCUGCUGCUAUAGAGGCUUAUUUCAAGCUCAAGGCUCAACGAGGAAGAUAA
Molecule: messenger RNA, 1440 nt
Organism: Closterium sp. NIES-65
Lineage: Eukaryota; Viridiplantae; Streptophyta; Zygnematophyceae; Desmidiales; Closteriaceae
Source: the annotation of a GenBank genome assembly